UUGUGUCUGUGGCGGCGUCGCGUCCGUCGCUGUCGCUUGUGAAAAACAACAACAACAACAAGAGCAGCAAGCAAACCAAUUGCCCGCCUGCCUGUUGUUGUGUGUGCCUUUUUCGUGGUGUGUUAAAUAUAAAAACAAAUUGAGUUUAACUAAAAUAUUCAGCGUGCAAAUUGCUAGAGAGAGGUCAGAGGCUGUAAGUUACGAUUAUGGAGCGCGCUUCAUCCCCGCUGCUGCUGGCACAUUCAGUGCUGCCCAUGCACCAGCCGAAGAGUCGAGGACGACCUCGUGCCUCCUAUGCCCAGACCGGUGAAUUUGAUUUGGGUCUGAUCCGAGAAUAUCGCUCACGACCUGCGCUUUAUGAUCGGACCAACAAGCGCUUCAAGGAUAAGAUAUAUGUGGCUCAGCUCUGGAUGCAGAUAUCACACAAGCUCGGCUACGACGUUUCCAUGUUACGUGAACGCAUGAUCACGCUGCGUAAUCGUUAUAAUAUCGAGAAGAGACGCGUGGAGAACAGCUCCCUGACCGCCUCCUUUGUGGGAUCGCAGUGGCCGCUGUUUGAGAACCUUAGCUUUUUAUCCGAGCACAUACGUUCCCGACGAUCGUAUAAGACGCAGAGUAGACACGAUGGUCAUCAGGACGAUGAUGAGGACGAGGAGCCCUACGAUGUGGAUGAUCUAACGGGCGAAAUCAAUGGUUAUGGCAAGCGAAUCAAACAUGAAAUGGAUGCGGACUAUGAGGAUGGGGAUCCCUUUGAUUGCGAUCGUCAGAUGCCAGUGACCACAGUACUCAACAUACCGCACAGCGCGCAUAUAUUGAGUCAGGAAGAUUACAGCACGCAACUGAAUGGCAGCGAUAAUGUAAAUGUCAAUGGUAAAAGAACUGGUAAUCUGGAAGGAUUGCGUCAGCCGGAACUGGUGAUGGCCGCUAUCAAACAGAAGCGGGCACAGCCAAUGACAGAGAUUGCCAGACGACGACUGGAUGCAUCUAUUUCGACAGAUACGGCAACUGCAACCGCAUCGUCAGCAGCAACCUCGCUAACAGGACUAGCAACAACAGCAGCAAUAACACCAACACCAAUAACACCAACACCAACGCCAUCAUCGACAACAGCAAAGUUUCGAGCCUUUGGCGAAUUCGUGUCUCAUUCACUUGCCGAAUUGCCUCUCUCGGUAUCGAUGCGUCUGGUUGAGGCAUUUACCCGCGAUCUAGUUCAGGCUGCCAUUGCCAACGAGUCGUCAGUCAGUCAGGAGAGGGAGAGAGAGCGGGAGCGGGAGACGAAGACAGACACGAAGUCGCAGUCGCAGCCGAAGCUGGCAACGGGUUCGGCGGAACACAGUAGCAUGGACGAAGCGGAUGAUUAGAUUUAGUGUUAAGAAGAGAAACCACAAUCAGCUAAAAUACCUACAAAUUGUAAUCUAAUUUUUAAUUAUUUUUUACAUAGACAGGAGAUGGGAGGAGGCAUGCAUGAUCUUUCCUAUAUAUAUAUAUAUAUACAUAUAGAUGCCACAAACAAAUAAAACCAAUGGCAACAAAUUGAGUUCCGAGCUGU
Messenger RNA from Drosophila innubila, 1549 nucleotides. RefSeq lists its product as uncharacterized. The record is from RefSeq and is a predicted model, not a curated record. Gene Ontology annotation, cellular component: transcription regulator complex; nucleus. Bases 207 to 1361 code for a protein of 384 amino acids. The transcript has 4 exons. Gene Ontology annotation, biological process: regulation of transcription by RNA polymerase II. Lineage: Eukaryota; Metazoa; Arthropoda; Insecta; Diptera; Drosophilidae.